AUAUGGACGGGAGAGCAGGUUAUUUUCGAUUUGUUCGACAAUGACAUCAUGUGAGAGAUCGGUGGAUCCUCGGACGACGAUCGUGUUGUUUUCUUCCAAGAGAUCGAGGACGGGCGCCGCCGUUGUGAUGUGCGAGGUGUUUUGAAUUUCAAUCCGGUCGUUUGUUUUCCGUUUGACGUGCGCCAUGAGUUGACCGGAGGAAAUGGCAUAUUGGCAAGUAUUGGAAUGGAAGAGGCGAUGUCCUGUUUUAUCGGUGAGUUCUCAUUCGACUGAGGUUUCUUCCGAUUGGUCCAACAAGGAGGAGUCCAAUGAUCCAAGUGAAAAUAGCUGCGGGUAUUGGCAGCUCCAAUUAGACAGAGAUCUCGUUGAUACCAUUUCCGCCAUCUACCCGGAGUGGUUCAAGCACAACAUGGCUGAAGGCGGGGGAUCCUCCCAGGCGCAGAGGGAGUCCUCCCCGAAGGCUGUUAUAGACACAUCACCCCUGCACAUCAACCAGAACAAAGAAUCCCUCAAAGUGAAGCUCAUGCUUCGACGCCCUCUGGAUCAGCUGGUCGACCAGGGAAUCAUGCCCCCUCACAAAACACCUGCCGCCUACCAUGGCCAGAGGCGCCAAUUGGAACGCGCGAAAACGGGUGACAUGCUCAAGGCCAAGAUCCAACAGAGGCCGUCCAGGCAGGAACUGGAACGGAGGCACAUCCUGGAAUCGGACCCGGGCCACCUCGACCCCAGCCUGGUGGAGAGGCAGCGGAUGCUCAAGAAGGCCAAGCUGACGGAUCAGCUCAACGACCAGCUGUCCCACCGACCCGGUCCUCUCGAACUGAUAAGGAAGAACAUCCUGCACACCGAGGAGCCGAUCGAGCAGGCCGUCAAGACCGGCAAGAUACCCUACAAGGCCACCAGCGAGGGACAGCUGAAGAGACCUCAGCACCCGUCCAGUUACAUCACCCCCGAGGACGACUCCCAGAGCUCGGCGGAAGGAGACCUUCUGAGUCCGGCGACGAGCGACAUGUUGGAGACGGCGGCCAAAUCGGCCGGCAUUGUGGUUUCGUUGAUACCGGCCACGGAGGGUACCGUGGUUUUAUCGACGGCCGGUCCGAUGCUCAAUAAAGACAAUACGGAUAUUAUGUUCGCGGAUUUGUGCAGAUCGGUCACGGCGCCUUUGUUAACCCGAGCUUCGGCUUCGAGCCCCGCGUCUCUGACCUCGACGACGUCCACGUUAAGUCCCCUCUCUUCGGUAGCUAGUCCGGUACCCACGAUCGUUUCUCAACCGGGUACCCCCAUCCCCCCGCCCCUACCUCCCAUAGCGUUAACCCCGAGGCCGUCGCCGUCUCCCGCCAAGAGUGACGUCCCGGGUAAAGACAAGAACAGGAAGAAGUCGAAGUCGAAAUCGAUACCGAAAGCGAGAACUAUCAAGUUUCACGAGUAUAAAGGACCGCCCAGUGCGCAGAAGAACUCGUCGAGCAACAGCAACUCCGGGGAGUCGUCGUACGAUCUUCUGCUACAGCAGCAGACGUUGCUGCUGCAGUUCCAGCUCCAGUUGCAGCACAAAUACCCUCAGAUAAUCCUACCGGCCGCUCAAGAAACCCAGAGUGAGGCCAACAAUAACAGUUCGAUGAACAACCCUCAACCGUCUCCGGCGCCUUCGACGUCUUCGGAAUCUUCGGUGGCGAAUAAGGCUUCCGGUCGUCUGGAAGACAUGAAGGUCAGUGAUUUGAAGGCCGAGUUGAAACGUCGCAACUUACCUGUAUCAGGUUCAAAGCCGCAACUCAUCGAGAGACUUAAGUUAUUUAGUAGUAAUCAGAUAGAUGGUAGUAGCCAAGCUUCGUUCGCCGAGUCUGUCCACAGCAACUCCAGCAUAGACCACAUGCAGAAUUCGCCGAUUUAUCAAGAUAUAGAUUCCCCUGAAGACGUUAACAAGAACGACUCUGAACCUAUGGACAUUGGGAAUCCGUUAAGUCCAACGCCUCAAGUGAUAAUGAAACAAGAACCUUUAUCACCGCCUAAACUGAACGAACAACCGCAACAACGAUACUCCAACGAUAUUGUCAAGGAACAACAGAAGAAGAUCGAGGAGUUACAGAGGGAACUCACGCUCUCCCAACUCAAACUUCAAGCAGCUACCCGGUCGGAGACCAAAGCGCAAGUGUUGGCCCUCCAGAAACACCUACAAGCUAAACAACAGCAACAGGCCACCCUGCAGAUACAACAACUGCAGGCCCUCCAGGCGCGUCAGUCUCAGAUGAACGAGGAACAGCAGAGGUUGCAACAGCAACAACACGUCGCCUUCCAGAACCAGAAGAACCUGGCCAACGGUCUGGUCUUGAACAGCGUCGACGCCGCCAUGGUCUUGAACCAGCUGAUUCACGGGAAGGUGAAAUUCGGCGGUAACAAUCACCAGAGGACGAACUCCCUGCCGAACUUCUUCAACACUGUGGUAUCGCCUGUAAUCCCCACGUCCGAGCCUAAACCUGAGGUGAUCGAGAUCAAGCCUCCUCCGGUUUACGAGGAAGUGGCGACCACCAGGAAGAACAGCGUGAAGAGUCAGAUAGUCGACGACGUCUUGGAGAUCCUGAUCAAGAACGGGGAGCUUCCUCCGAGCGCAGCUCAAGACCCUGUGACUCCAAACUCCGGAGAAACCAAGAUAGAACCGAUUUAUCCAAAUCACGUGGCCGAGAACAACAACCAUGAGGAUUCCUUCGAUCUGAACCCCAACGAUCUGAUCGACUCCUUGGAAAACCUGGACGGGAUGGACCUGAGUCAAUUCGCGAUGGAAUUGGGUCCCCAUAACCCGGACAACAACAACAUGUGCAUCGAGAACGACGCAGUGCCCAUGGACACUGACGAAUGGUUGGAAUCGUUGUUGCCGAGCGAGGACAAACACAGCAUCAUCGACGGUUGUAACAGCCAGCAUAUGUCGAUUCAAGAGCCGGAUCUGAACGGUUACGAUCCUCUGUUAGCUUUGUCGCACGAUCCAUUCGACCCCUUCAAUCUGGACGAGUUCAGGAACACGUCCGAUCUGACUGCGGCGUUAUCCUGGGACAAGAUAGACUAUGCCGCAUGACUUUUCGUUGUACAUACAAAAAUCGCAACGGUACUUAUUUCAGUGACGUGAACUGGACACACAGUGAAAAUUGGCAUUCCAUGUGAGGCCGCCAAAAUCGCCUGAAAGGGUUAGGGACCAGGCGGUUCAAACUACCAGGGCACACGCAUCCGAAAAAUUGUGUACAUAUUAAUUUUAAUUAGGAAUAUCGUGUAACUAAUUAUUUAUUGUUAGGUAUCAUUCAGACAAUAUUUUUGUUAUCCGUUCGGAGAGGUUUAUAUUUUUAGUCGACAUCUCGUUUUUGUGGGGUUGUGUGUAAUGGGGGUUGUUAUGAAAUUUGCGAGGUUUGAUCGGAAAAUAAAGAUAAAUAUAACGUUUGUCGAGAUUAUUCUAAUUUUUAAUCAAGGAGCUACCAGUGGUAUGAAAAAUGAUUUUCUGUACCUUUUAUCCUGUAAACAUUCUUCAUUUUUCUUUUGUUUGUUUUUAUUUUAUUCCAAAGUUGAUGGAAGAUGAAAUAAACAAAAAUUUGAAUAGAUAAGUAUCUCGAAAGAAGAGAAAAAGUGCCAAAUAAAUUGUGGAAUGAAAGGAUUCCGCGUAUUUUUUUAUCAAACCUCAUGGAGUGGUGUCUACGAAAGCGCUGGCAGGCCACACAAAAAAAAAUCAAAUGUAUAAUUCCUACUUGCUAAGUCAGCUGAGUUACAAGUCGGAUUUCCGACUUGCAAGU
This is a messenger RNA of Coccinella septempunctata (seven-spotted ladybird), 3764 nucleotides long. It is a transcript of the gene Mrtf, whose product is annotated as myocardin-related transcription factor B. The transcript has 5 exons. Lineage: Eukaryota; Metazoa; Arthropoda; Insecta; Coleoptera; Coccinellidae. The record is from RefSeq and is a predicted model, not a curated record. Bases 203 to 3061 code for a protein of 952 amino acids.